Molecule: messenger RNA, 495 nt
Organism: Epithele typhae
Lineage: Eukaryota; Fungi; Basidiomycota; Agaricomycetes; Polyporales; Epitheliaceae
Exons: 3
Coding region: 1-495 (164 amino acids)
Cellular component (GO): mitochondrion
Source: RefSeq, a predicted model, not a curated record
AUGAACACGUCCCUCGCCGCUGCAAGGCGGGCUGCCCUCCACGCCCGGGCCCACGCUCGGGUCGCCCGCAUCAGGACAUACGCUACCCCGACCGCUAGCCAGGACUCUACUUCUUCUACCCGGCCUCUCGGUGACGAAGACGACCCGCAAUUGGGCGACUAUCCCCAGCUUCCCAACGUUUCGAGGCUUUCUCGCAAGGCCCUCGGUUGGGACGAUGUCCAGUUCAGGAGGAAUUUCGGCGAGACGCUACAUGAGAAGGAAGACCUUUACUCCGUCUGGGGCCCGGAUGUCCCCGGCGUUCCUCCUGCCACCGCACUGCGCUGGUUUUCCAUUGCCGUCCUGGGUUUCGUGACCUUCGGCACCAUUGUCAACUAUGCGCACCCACAGCCCCAUGCUGUGCGUCGUGAAUACCCUUACGACGGUCUGGUGCAAGAGCUCGGCGGGCUGGAGGAGAACAAGGCGAGAGCAGAGCCAGACACCGAGGCGGAUGAGUAG